Molecule: messenger RNA, 2043 nt
Organism: Peronospora farinosa
Lineage: Eukaryota; Oomycota; Peronosporomycetes; Peronosporales; Peronosporaceae
Source: the annotation of a GenBank genome assembly
AUGAUCGCCAACCCCAACCCAAACCUGCCAAAGCGUUUGCAGUGGUACAUAGUGCUAGCAGCGCUGACAUGCGUCAGUGCUAGUCCAAGCACUGUCGAGCCAAAGACCAUUUUUGCUGGUUCUGCUGCUCUGAAACAACCACUUGGUGUCGUCGGCCAAAGCGAUGCGCGAGUGAAGCGGUAUUUGAGAAAAAACUCGGAUGCGACGGAGAGCAUGGACGACGAGAACGAAGACAGAGGUGGCAACUUAGGCUCCGCCGUAGACCAAGGUUUAGCAGGCGCCAUCGACUCGGUCGAGGGUGGUGUCACCUCUGGAGUAUCCGCCGCCAUAGACCAAGGUUUACCAGCAAAGGUUGGCGAAGCUGGAAAAUCUGAUGUCAUUCCUGGAGAUUCCGGCACAAACCACAAUCCAGCAGCAAAGGUCGAAGAAUCGAUCGAGGCUGGUGUCAUCCCUAGCGUUCCAGCCAAAGUUCACGAUCCAGCAGCAACGGUCGGUAAAGCGGUCGAGAAGACGGUUAACUCAGGGGCUCGCGUCAUUCACAAACAUUUAAGAAACAGGUUUAAGAUUUUAAUGGGUGACCAGAUCGAAUUUUACAAAAAGGAGGGAAACCUGUUCAAGAGUGACCAAUAUACGACGUGGUCUAAACUUGUGGAUAAAUUGUCCAAACUGAAAUCAGUGGGAGGAGCCGAUUGGGCUGAAGAAACUAAGGUUUCAACGCUUCUAAGUAUAUACGGGGAGGACGAUGUGAUAAGCAUGCUAGCGGCCGGAAGAAAAGAUUCAGAUACGAAAAAGAUUACCGACAAAUUGGAAAUCGUUCUGCUGAGCAAGUGGGUUUCAGAUGGUAAGGAGGGCAAAAUCAUGGACCUGCUAACUAUUGGCAGAGAUGAGAGUGAAGUUUUACUAGGUACCUCUUUGGACAUAUGGUUUCAUCAAUUGAGAGAGAUGAAGGAAAACCCAUACGAGGAGUUUGUCACGCAAUUUACGAAGCGCUACAAUGACAAAAAGCUAGUAGAACUGCUUGUUGUGGCGAAAGCUAAUAAGAAGACCAGGAGUAAGGCAAAUAGAUUGGCGAAGCAUCAGCUGAAGAUCUGGCAGGAGAGAGGCAUAGACGUGAUCCGCAGCUAUGAGCUCCUUGAACUCAACAAAGAACAUCCAGAUACGCUUUUGAGAAAUCCGAUGCUGAGCACGUGGAUCAAUUACGUUGAAAUGCUUGGACCGGAUCCAUAUGAAGUGUUAAUUUUGGCGAUGAGGAAGCAAGUGGGUGACAAAAAGCUAGACUCGAUUCUUGCUGCGGGUGGCAAUAAGCUAGAUUCGAUUCUUGCUGCGGCAAAGGUCGAUGACACUAAUGCGAGGAUUCGGCGGACCCUGCUACAUAUGCAAGAGAAGCAUCAAUCUUGGGUGCGCCUACAGGAGUAUCCACAGGCGAAGAAGUGGAGGAAGAAUGGGAAAAGUGUCGGUGAUGUACUUGAUCUUCUGAAGGUCCAACAUAACGGCGAAGAGAUGCUUGGAACUAAAGAUUGGGACGCGUGGGUUGCGUAUGUAACUUUCUUGGAAAAGCAAAAACAACCAAAAGAUCAAAGUGAGACCGCAACGGUUAUAUAUGCAGUGCUGAAGAAUCGAUUUAGCAGUGAAGGUCUAGCCAAGUUGGUCGCCACAGCCAAAACUGUCGAGAGUACCAAGGAAAUUGCCGGAAAAUGGGAGCGUAGCGAGUGGCAUAUUGCACAACGAACUUCGGACGACGUUUUCAAUUUUCUGGAACUAAAGAAGAAGGGAGAUGCGAUAUUUGAGAGUCCGGAAUUCGAAUCUUGGGCCUUAUAUGUCAUAGAAUUGAACAGUGUCAGAAGCCGCAAAGACGACGUUGAGCUUGCUUAUCAGCUGUACAGACACUACGGUCCCGAUGUGGAAAGAAUGCUCAAGCAAUCAGAAAUGAUGGCCAGUGAGAAAAACGACGAAUUCACGAAGGCGAUCGCCAUGAUGCUGCUGGAAGUAUUUGAGAGGAAGAAAGGACUCAAGGAGAAGGGACUCGUGGGUAGAAGAUUGUGA